Messenger RNA from Pieris macdunnoughi, 228 nucleotides. The record is from the annotation of a GenBank genome assembly. Lineage: Eukaryota; Metazoa; Arthropoda; Insecta; Lepidoptera; Pieridae.
AUGAAGUACGCGUUUUGUGUUCUCAUGAUUGUGGUUCUUGUUGAAGGACGGUAUUUUCAUCCAAGCAUCUCUACUGAAACUAAAUCUGAGGACCUGGACAUCUACCGCAAUAUGAAACCGAAUCGCUUCGUUCCUAUCAACAACGUGAUGUCUUUCAAGAUAUAUGAUCCGUGUACGAACGGCCUCAAACGGGAUGUAGUGGGCAUAUGUCGGGAAGUAUGGGAUUAG